CCUUUUCUGGUCGGGGCAACAUCGAAUGCGCCGAAUGCACUUCACAGCCCAUUAAUCUUCUGAAUGAAUACUCGAGUUAGAUGUGGAUACACUGACUCCCGAUGGAGCGGGUGGUGAUCUGUCAGGCUGAGAGGCAUCACAUCGUCAGCAAAAUUCUCCUAUUGCUGCGUGGUGACGGGUAGCUGUUGUUGAGUUUCUUUGCAUUCCUUUUUUUUGUUUUUUGUUCUUUUUUUCGUAGUUCGAAAAGCUAGCUAAGUAUGCUUUGAAUGAGGAGACUGUUCAGGAUGAAUGACUUGGCACAAGGAGUCGAGAGAUUUCCCAUAUACCUUUAUCCCUACAUGGUUGCGAUGCGAUGACUGUCCAGAUAUCCAUAGAACACGGUUGAGACUAAGAUUAACAGCAGCAGCAGCAGCAGGAUCCCUCGUCAUGGUGAUGGAGAUGGAGAAGGUCUGGAACAACGGCCGCUCCUCGGUCCUGUCUAAGAUCCACCUGACUAGUUCAACUCUGUAGGAGUCACUUCCAA
This is a messenger RNA of Aspergillus brunneoviolaceus CBS 621.78, 523 nucleotides long. RefSeq lists its product as uncharacterized. Lineage: Eukaryota; Fungi; Ascomycota; Eurotiomycetes; Eurotiales; Aspergillaceae. The record is from RefSeq and is a predicted model, not a curated record. Bases 289 to 510 code for a protein of 73 amino acids. The transcript has a single exon.